AUGUCUUCGACGAGCCCAGGAGGCACUGUGCAGAGAUACCUCUAUCAAGACCUCGACGUCUCAUACAUGAGCAUCGUGAUCAUUAUUUGUUUCUUCAUCUCCGGCCUCAUCGACAGCGUGGCGUUCAACUCGUGGAGUUGCUUUGUCGACAUGCAAACUGGCAACACUGUCUUCGCAGCACUUGGACUCGGUGGACAACCCAAAGCAAAUCACUCACAACAAUAUUACAAAUCUCUCACCUCCAUCGGGGCUUUUUGUCUCGGCACCCUGUUCUUCAACACGCUACACCGUUACCCGACCGGACUGUCGGAGCAACCAUCGUCGCGGCGGCGCAGCAUCCUGAUCAUCUCGUUCAGCAUUCAAACUGCGUUCAUCAUCGUCGCAACAGUCCUGGUGUCUUUGGACCAGGUCUCGAACCAGCCCUUCUUACCUGGCCACUUCUCCUCCGGAAGCGACAGCAAAGCCAAUCCACCGGAAAUCACCAACUUCCUGGAUCUCUGUCCCGUGUCGCUUCUCUCAUUUCAGGCUGCGGGGCAAGUCACGCUGUCACGGCUUCUGGGGGUGGUCGAGUUGCCUACAAUCGUCCUCAGCGCAUUGUACCAUGACUUUACCGCUGACUUGCUCGCCCUCCGGACCUCGUGGAGAAAGAGUGUGAGCGUUUGGGAGUUCCUGGCGGUGCAGCAACGCAGACAGGAGAAAAGGUUCGCUUGUAUCAUUGCCCUCUUCGUCGGAGGUAUCAUUGGUGGCGAACUAUACAAGUCCAGGGCAGGCAUGGCUGGGGCCUUGUGGAUCGCUGCGGGCUUUAAGCUGGCUAUUGUCCUAGCUUGGUGUUUCUGGCGCGGAGAAGUGGGUAGUGAUGAACAUGAUGAGACGCUUCCAUGA
Capronia coronata CBS 617.96 is the source of this 882-nucleotide messenger RNA. RefSeq lists its product as uncharacterized. NCBI's taxonomy places the organism in Eukaryota, Fungi, Ascomycota, Eurotiomycetes, Chaetothyriales, Herpotrichiellaceae. Bases 1 to 882 code for a protein of 293 amino acids. The record is from RefSeq and is a predicted model, not a curated record. The transcript has 2 exons.